This is a messenger RNA of Stegodyphus dumicola, 1417 nucleotides long. It is a transcript of the gene Prp31, whose product is annotated as pre-mRNA processing factor 31. The record is from RefSeq and is a predicted model, not a curated record. Gene Ontology annotation, biological process: mRNA splicing, via spliceosome; spliceosomal tri-snRNP complex assembly. Gene Ontology annotation, cellular component: U4 snRNP; precatalytic spliceosome; U4/U6 x U5 tri-snRNP complex. Lineage: Eukaryota; Metazoa; Arthropoda; Arachnida; Araneae; Eresidae.
AUGUCCUUAGCAGAAGAGCUUUUGGCUGACUUGGAGGAAGGAGGGGAAGCUGAAGAUGAACAUCUUCUGCAGUUGGAUGCUCCUGUUCCUGAACGAACAGCUGUGGGUCCUGUUGAAGCUGAUCCUGAGUAUCAACUAAUUGUUGAAGCAAAUAAUUUAGCUGUGGAAAUUGAUAAUGAAAUAAAUAUUAUUCAUAAAUUUACAAGAGAUAAAUAUUCAAAAAGGUUUCCUGAAUUAGAAUCAUUAGUUCCAGUUCCUCUUCAGUAUGUAUCUACUGUAAAGGAGCUUGGAAAUGAUUUGGACAAAGCUAAAAACAGUGAAAUCUUGCAAGAAUUUCUCACACCUGCCACCAUCAUGGUUGUGAGUGUAACUGCAUCUACCACCCAAGGGCAACUUUUGACGGAUGAAGAUUUAAAGGUUAUAUUUGAAGCCUGUGAUAUGGCAAUAGAAUUGGAUAACUUCAAGCAAGAAAUAUACACUUAUGUAGAGUCACGCAUGUCAUUUAUUGCACCAAAUUUAUCUGUGAUAGUUGGAGCUUCAACUGCUGCCAAAUUAAUGGGUGUGGCUGGAGGUUUGAGUAAUCUAGCUAAAAUGCCUGCAUGUAAUAUUCAAGUUCUUGGUUCUCAAAGACGGACACUUGCUGGGUUUUCUACAACAACUAUUAUGCCUCAUACAGGAUUUGUGUAUUCAAGUGAUAUAGUCCAAAACACGCCAGCUGACUUGAGAAGAAAAGCUGCCAGACUUGUCGCUGCUAAAUGUGCAAUUGCUGCUCGUGUUGAUCGCUUUCAUCAGUCUGUUGAUGGAGAAGUAGGUCAUUCAUUUAGAGAAGAUAUAGAAAGGAAAUUAGAUAAACUUCAGGAACCACCACCUGUAAAGCAGGUUAAACCCUUACCUGCUCCUAUUGAUCAGCCACAUAAAAAGCGAGGAGGUCGUAGAGUCCGAAAAAUGAAAGAGCGUUAUGCAAUUACUGAAUUUAGGAAGCAGGCAAAUAGGAUGAAUUUUGGCGAAAUUGAAGAAGAUGCUUAUCAAGAUGAUUUAGGAUUCAGCUUGGGACAAGUAGGCAAAGCUGGCACUGGACGUAUCAGAGCUCCUCAAAUUGAUGAGAAGACUAAAGUUCGAAUUUCAAAAACUUUACAAAAAAAUCUUCAAAAACAACAAGUAUGGGGUGGCAGUACUUCUGUUCGUCGACAAAUAUCUGGCACAGCUUCAAGUGUUGCAUUUACUCCAUUGCAGGGUCUAGAAAUUGUGAAUCCUCAAGCAGCAGAGAAAAAGGUAAAUGAAUCAGCAGCCAAAUAUUUCUCAAACACAUCGGGAUUCAUAAAAGUUGAAAAGAAAGUGUAAAUGAUUUAAUGAUUAUUUCAUAUGUAAAUAAAAAUUGUAUACUCAUUUUUUAAAUAUAAAACAAAUGCAAAAAAAA